AGCGAGCGCAUAACUCAAAAGGAAAGAAUAUAUUUGUGAUCCACCUCCUCCUUCCAUCACUCACUCCUCAUCAACGUCCAUCAUGCCCGCCAAUAAGGAGUUGUCUGCUGCCCUGGAUAUCGAGGGCACCGUCCCCAUCCACAGCGUCCAACUUGAUGCCAUGGUCGUUCUCAAGAUUGUCAAGCACUGCCGCGAGUCAACUCCCACCACGGUCACCGGCCAGCUGAUGGGUUUGGACGUCAACGGCGUUCUUGAGGUCACCCACUCGUUCCCUAUGCCCAAGAACCAAGAUUCUGAGGACUUUGAGGGAUCCCAAUACCAGCUGCAGAUGAUGCGCUGCUUGCGCGAGGUCAAUGUUGACGACAACUCAGUUGGUUGGUACCAGUCGGCCAACAUGGGCAACUUUAUGAAUCAGUCCCUGAUUGAGCAUCAGUUCGAGUUCCAGCAGGCCUUGAGCAAGUCUGUUCUUAUCAUCCACGAUAUCGCUCGCUCCUCCAUGGGCAACCUUAACCUCCGUGCUCUUCGCCUCACCCCUACGUUCAUGAAGUUGUAUAAGGAAAAGAAGUUCACAACCGAGGCCCUCGCCAAGGCCAAGUUGACGUUCUCUAACAUUUUCGAGGAGCUCCCUAUCACGAUCCGUAACACCGCUUUGCUGAACGCACUUUUGUUUGAGCUCGAGACCUCGGAUGAUUCGGUCGAGAUUUCGACAUCACACUUGACGACCUAUAAGAGCACCGUCAACAGCAGUCAGAACAAGCAAUCAGUCCUCACGCCCAGCUUCGAUAUGCUGGAGUUGAGCUUGGAUCCCUAUGUUGCCAAGAACUUGGAGAAUCUGAUGGACACCAUUGACGACCACCAGCAGGAGCAGGGCAACUAUGCCUACUGGCAGCGCAGCGUGGAUCGCGAGAACAAGAAAAAGGCGGCCUAUCUUUUGAACAGAAAAACCGAGAAUGCUCGUCGUGCUCAGAUUGGUCAGGCUCCUCUGCCCAACGAGGAUGUCGAUGCCAUGUUCAAGCUGCCUGCCGAGCCCAGCCGUUUGGACCACCUUUUGAUUUCUGGACAGAUCGAUAACUAUUGCAAACAGAUCAACGAAUUUGCUGGACCAACAUUAGGAAAACUGUUUGCCGUCGGCGAGUUGCAAAAGUAGAGGUGUAUGAAAAACAGAGCACAGUCGUUGGUCAUUGGUUUUCAAGGGAGUGUAGGAAGUUGGGUUCUUCAUGUUGUGAUAGUCGCUGUGGCAGGAGGCCAUGAAGCAAGGAACGUUAGACGGACAUUUACAACCAAAUAAAUACCGCUAUGUAUAAGCAGCAU
Molecule: messenger RNA, 1311 nt
Organism: Gamsiella multidivaricata
Lineage: Eukaryota; Fungi; Mortierellomycota; Mortierellomycetes; Mortierellales; Mortierellaceae
Exons: 5
Coding region: 83-1147 (354 amino acids)
Cellular component (GO): cytoplasm; eukaryotic translation initiation factor 3 complex; cytosol
Molecular function (GO): translation initiation factor activity; protein binding; metallopeptidase activity
Source: RefSeq, a predicted model, not a curated record